Molecule: messenger RNA, 4022 nt
Organism: Nerophis ophidion (straightnose pipefish)
Lineage: Eukaryota; Metazoa; Chordata; Actinopteri; Syngnathiformes; Syngnathidae
Gene: mybpc3
Product: myosin binding protein C3
Exons: 31
Coding region: 161-3898 (1245 amino acids)
Molecular function (GO): protein binding
Source: RefSeq, a predicted model, not a curated record
CGGGGGCGGCGGCGGUUGUUCAAUGGCCAUCGCACAGGGCCGAGAUUGAAAGGUGUCUAGAGAGGUGGUGCUAUGUGGAGGGAGCACUGCUAUUAAAGGCAAAGCACAGUCUGCUAGACAUCGGAGUCUCGCUGUGGAGGAGAGUCCAUCAUUCAACAAGAUGCCAGAGCUGCUCAAAAAAACAGCCUUUGCCAAGAAGCCAAAGACACAGGAGGCAGCAGAGGGCGCGACUGUGGUCUUUGAAGCGGAAACAGAGAAGUCUGACGCCAAAGUCAAAUGGCAGCGCAACGCACAGGACAUUGCCGGCAGCGACAAGUACGUCAUCACCGCCGAGGGAAACAAGCACUCCCUCACAGUGAAGGAUGUCACCCAGCAAGACGCAGACGUCUACGCCGUGAUUGCCGGGGGCUCAAAGGUCAAGUUUGAUUUGAAAGUCCUUCCCUGCCAAAGAGAAACUCCGUCUGAGGUUCCUGCUGAUGCACCAGGAGAGUCAAACGUGUCAGAAGAGCAGCGUCCUGCUGCAUCCACUCAUGCAUCCACAGAGGAGGAGUCGAAGGCCCACGAUGCCCCCUCGUCUGAGGAUGGACACCAUCCAGACACGAGACAGGACCUCACUGGGCUCUUCACAGAGAAACCUCAAAGUGGAGAAGUGGCUGUUGGUGGAAACAUUAUAUUCGUGGCUAAAGUCAAUGCUGAAUCUCUGCUAAAGAAACCAACAAUCAAAUGGUUCAAAGGGAAGUGGAUGGACCUCGCCAGCAAGUCUGGAAAACACCUGCAGCUGAAAGAGUCCUAUGACCGCAACACCAAGGUCCACACGUUUGAGAUGCACAUCCUGGCGGCCAAGGCUAACUUUGCUGGAGCUUACAGAUGUGAAGUUUUAUCCAAGGACAAAUUUGACAGCUGUAAUUUUCAGCUGACUGUGCAUGAGGUUUGUGCCACUGAAGGCUUUGACAUCAGAGCAGCUUUCAGACGCACUAGCACCGAUGGCAAAGAAGACUCCGGAGAACUGGACUUCAGCACGUUGUUAAGGAAGAGGUACAGUUUCGUAAAACCCUCGAAUCGAGCCGUGCAGGUCAACUCUGAACCCGAGUCGGACGUUUGGGAUCUUCUCAGCCACGCCCCGGCAUCGGAAUAUGAGAAGAUUGCUUUUCAGCACGGCAUUACAGACCUGAGGGGCAUGCUGAAAAGACUGAAGAAGAUGAAGACCGGGGAGAAGAAGAGCGCAGUUUUCCUCAAGAAGCUGGAUCCUGCCUACCAAGUGACAAAAGGACAUAAAAAGAAAUUAGCUAUUGAGGUGGCGAAUCCAGACGUUGAUGUUAAAUGGCUGAAGAAUGGACAAGAAAUCCAACCAACUGGAAGCAAGUACAUUUUUGAGAGUGUUGGGAACAUGCGCUACCUCACCAUCAACCACUGCUCGUUGGCUGACGAUGCAGCGUACUGCUGUGUGGUGGGACAGGAAAAAUGCACCACUGAACUUUUUGUUAAAGAGCCUCCUGUUCAGAUCGUGAAGAACCUGGAGGAUCAGAUGGUCAUGAAGGGGGAACGCGUGGAGCUCGAGUGCGAGGUCUCCGAGGAGGGAGCUAAUGUGAAAUGGGAGAAGGAUGGUGUGGAGCUAGCAAGAGAUGAAUCCUUCAAGUAUCGCUUCAAAAAAGAUGGCUGUAAGCAUGUUCUCAUUAUUAAUGAGGCCGCCAAAGAAGACUGUGGCCACUACAAGGUCAAAACUAACGGCGGCGAGUCGAUGGCUGAGCUCUUGGUGCAGGAGAAAGAGCUCGAGGUCUACCAGAGCAUUGCUGACCUUACAGUCAAGGCGAAGGACCAGGCGGUGUUCAAGUGUGAGGUUUCGGAUGAGAACGUGAGGGGAACUUGGUACAAAAAUGGAGUGGAUGUCAAGCCCAAUGCCAGGAUUAAUAUCACACACAUUGGCAGAAUCCACAAACUGACCAUUGAUAACGUCAAACCUGAGGAUGAAGGAGACUACACGUUCGUACCAGAUGGCUACGCUUUCAACCUUUCUGCCAAGCUUAAUUUCUUGGAGGUAAAGAUUGACUACGUACCACGUCAAGACCCUCCUAAGAUCCACCUGGAUUGUAUGGGCCAAACGGCUGAGUCUACCAUCGUGGUUGUGGCCGGCAAUAAAUUACGACUGGAUGUUCCUAUAACUGGUGACCCUGCUCCUACUGUAGUUUGGACCAAAGGAGGGAAGGUCAUCACAGAGGGAGAUGGCAGAGUCCAUGUUGAAACCACCAAAGGACAUUGCAUCUUUACUAUAGAAGGGGCUGAGAGGCAAGACGAAGGAAUGUAUUCAGUUGUGGUUCGCAAUCCUGCAGGGGAGGACACUGCAGACAUCAACGUGAAAGUCGUUGAUGUUCCAGAUCCUCCUCAGGCUCCCAGAGUUCUCAGUGUAGGAGAAGAUUCCUGUCUCAUCCAAUGGGAUCCCCCUCUCUUUGAUGGAGGACAGCCAAUUAUUGGCUACGUGUUGGAGCGAAAGAAGAAGAAGAGUUACAGGUGGAUGAGAUUGAACUUUGACCCCUACAUCGAAACGACCUAUGAGGCCAAGAGGAUGAUUGAAGGAGUGGAGUACGAAAUGCGGGUCUAUGCCGUCAAUGGUAUUGGAAUGUCACGCCACAGUCCUGCCUCACAGCCGUUUGUGCCAGUUGCCCCAACAAGCCAGCCCAUCGGACUGUGCGUCGACGACAUCAGUGACACUUCCAUUACGCUCAAGUGGCGGACCCCAGAAAGGAUCGGCUCAGCUGAACUGGAGGGUUAUGGAGUUGAGUACUGCAAGGAGGGCACGGAUGAGUGGAUACCAGCCAUCCAAGGUUUGACCGACAGGACCUCAGCGAUUAUCCGAGAGCUCACCACAGGAGACAAGUUGCAGUUCCGUGUGCGGGCGUUCAACAUGGCUGGGCCGAGCGCUCCUGCAACCUUAGCUCAACCUGUCACCAUCAGAGAGAUCAUGCAACGCCCCAAAAUUUGGCUUCCCCGAUAUCUCCGUCAGACUCUGAUGAAGAAAGUUGGAGACACUGUCAACCUUGUGAUUCCCUUUCAGGGUAAGCCCAGGCCUAAAGUUGCGUGGAGUAAAGACGGGGAGCCGCUUAACUCCACCUUCGCCAGCGUGAGGAACAGCGAGACAGACACCAUCUUGUUUAUACGCAAGACUGAACGACAACACUCGGGAACGUACGACCUCCAGGUGCAGAUAGAGAACGUGGAGGAUACGGCCAAAGUGAUGCUGCUGGUUGUUGAUGUACCAGGACCCCCUGAGGCCCUGAAGGCCACGGAUGUCUGGGGCUUCAACGUUGCCCUCGACUGGAAGCCUCCCAGAGACGAUGGAAACUGUGAGCUCACUGGCUACCGUAUUCAGAAAGCUGACAAAAAGACCAUGGAGUGGUUCACAGUCUUGGAUCAGUACCGCAGAACCAACUGUGUGGUGUCAGACCUCAUCAUGGGCAACGAGUACGUCUUUCGAGUCUUCGCCAUCAACCUGGUGGGUCACAGUCCAGAACCCUGCGUAACAAAAGACAGCGUCUACAUCCAGAAAACUGGGUUGGAUUACAAGUCUCCCACCUACAAGGACAUCAACUUCUCUGAGGCUCCGAAGUUCACGCAUCCUUUAAUGAACCGUUCAGUCAUCUGCGGCUACAACGCUACCCUCAGCUGCUCUGUCAGAGGCAUUCCCAAGCCUAAAGUGACCUGGUACAAAAACAAGAUGGACAUCACACAUGAGGCCAAAUACAGAAUGCUGAGUAAACAUGGCGUUCUGACUCUGGAGAUCCGAAAGCCUUGUCCUUUUGAUGGCGGGGUGUACAUGUGCAAGGCCAUCAACGACAGCGGGGAGGACGUCGUGGAGUGUAAACUGGAGGUUCGCCCUCAAAUUGCAAAAGAAGAAAAGAAGUAAGCUGGGAGAGUCCAACAUCUCGUCAUGCAUGUUCACCUUCUGUGUGGUGUCCUUAGAAAACUAGUCAACUACAUUGCAAACAUCAUGCACAUUAAAAUUAAUAAAAAUAAUAAUCUGACUGUCA